ACCUCUUAAAAACUAGAAGUUAAAAAAGAGGGAAAUUUUUUUUUUUUAAAUAACUUGAAGAAAAAUGGGUGGUUAUUACUACCCAACAUGGCCUGAAUUUAACAAGAAGCCAAUCACACCACAAAUCAAGGGGUCUCAAGUCAUUGCUUUCCACUCUUCAACAAAAUGGAAGCUCCAUUUUGAUUCUUUGAAAGAUACAAACAAAUUGGUUGUUAUUGACUUCACAGCUACAUGGUGUGGUCCUUGCAAAAACAUGGAUCCAAUUAUCAAUGACUUUGCUUCCAAAUAUACAGAUGUUGAGUUUGUCAAGAUUGAUGUUGAUGAAUUAGUUGAUGUAGCUCUGGAAUACGAGGUUCAAGCUAUGCCAACGUUCGCGUUGAUGAAGAGAGGGAAGGUUGUUGACAAGAUUGUGGGAGCAGAUAAAGAUGGACUAAAGAUGAAAAUUGAGAAACACAAAGCUAGCUUAUACUAAGCAAACCAAAGGGAAA
Molecule: messenger RNA, 488 nt
Organism: Solanum verrucosum
Lineage: Eukaryota; Viridiplantae; Streptophyta; Magnoliopsida; Solanales; Solanaceae
Product: thioredoxin H2-like
Exons: 3
Coding region: 65-472 (135 amino acids)
Source: RefSeq, a predicted model, not a curated record